ACCCUCGCCGGUUGGGCGCGGGUCUGAGCACAUCCGUCUUCCAACAGAUCGCGGCGAGUCCAGAAGAACUCAAAAGGCGCCGCCACCAACUCACCGCGAAAGGCCCUUUCAGAGCCUGUGCGCCACUCCUCGCGGCGUCGUUCUUGCUCGAUAACCUACCGCGAUGCAUCUCCCCUCCUUGGCCCGUCUCGAGACAUAAAGAUAUAAGCCAUGCGAUUUGCUUCUCCUUCACUUCAAUGCAUCGCUGCUGCCGCGACCUCCAACGCCACCAUGUAUUCUCCCCGCGUUAAUGCUCGAUGCCGGAAUCCACGGCGCCGUGGCUUCUGCGACCGGCCGCCGCAGGACAGCCAAGAAGGCGCCGGCGGGCUCGUGAGUGGAGACUCGCACCUGAGGACCGUAAGGGACGCGAAUCAUGGGUUCCGGCAGGGGCAGAGGGGCGGCGCUUGGGUUCCCUCGGGCCCUCCGCGGCCACCAUACGGCCCGCGGCCACGGCAGGGGCAGAGGGGCGGCGCUUGGGUUCCCUGGGGCCCUCCGUGGCCACCAUACGGCCCACGACCACAGACGCCGUACCAUGCCCCUCCGCCGUACCAUGUCCCUCCGCCGCCGCGGUCCCAUGGAAUGCCUCCGCCGCCAGCUUUUAGAACGCCUGCCCCGGCGUUCGGCCCGCCGCAGCCGGCCUUCCACCAGCCUCUACUGCCCAGGCUUGCGGAUUAUUACAGGAAUUGGAACUUCGCUUUUUCACAGCCGCCCCCUCAGUGUGAGCGGUUUAUUAUGCUCUCAUACAAUAUACUCGCGGACUACCUUGCUAGAGAUCAUCGAUCCAAACUUUACUUUCACAUUCCACCUUACAUUUUGGAUUGGGAAUGGCGAAAGAAAAAGUUAUUAUUAGAGUUCGGAUUGUGGGCUCCUGAUAUAAUGUGUCUUCAGGAAGUAGAUAGAUUUCAAGAUCUAGAAGCAGAACUGGCAAUUCGAGGAUAUAAUGGUAUUUGGAAGAUGCGCACUGGAAAUGCUGUUGAUGGAUGUGCAAUCUUUUGGCGAACAAAUAGAUUCCAGCUGCGGCAUGAAGAGCACAUUGAAUUCAAUAAACUUGGGCUUCGAGAUAAUGUUGCCCAGAUUUGUGUUCUGGAGUCAAGGAUUCAAAGCCGUUCCGAAAAAGAGCUUGCAUCUUUACCUGCAAGCUCUGAUCAAUCAAGACAAGCUAAUCAGGUUGUUAUAUGUAACAUUCAUGUUCUGUACAAUCCAAAGAGAGGAGAAAUUAAGCUUGGUCAGGUAAGGAUGCUUCUUGACCGAGCUUAUGCUGUUUCUAAGAUCUGGAAUGAUGCUCCAGUAAUUAUUUGUGGAGAUUUCAAUUGUACACCUAAGAGCCCACUGUACAAGUUUAUAUCUGAGAAUAAGAUAAGCUUGUAUGGACUUGCUCGGGAUCAGGUAUCAGGACAAUAUGCUGCUAGUAUUUAUGCACCAGGAUCCUCUGGUGGUCCUAACUUGUCCAGGUACCGGCCUCCUAAUGUUAAUUCUAAUGACACAGCAAAUAACAUUGAGCAAUGUACGGACACUUGCAGUCACUGCAAACAUCAAAAUGAUAUUGAAAAUGCAAAUUUAACAGAAAAAAUUUCUUCCCCUCAGGGACAGACAGGCUUGCUAGAUUUUUCUCUGGCACCUUGCUCUGUUAGUUGUCAUAUGGAUAGGAAUAACACAUCACAUGAUGUUGCCACUAGUGAAAUAGGUGGAACAGAAAUCUCAAAUGGUCAGUCUGUUCAGUCUAGCUCUGCUGAAUGUGGACCUGCUGAUCCAUCAGAAAGUGUUAGAAGCUGCAUCCAGCUAAAGACUAACAAAGAGUUCUCUCAGUCUGAUCCAGACGUAUCCUAUGAGUUGAUUGAUAAUCCUCAGCUGGGUUCUUCUACUGAGAACAGGGAGAUCUCUCAGGGACUCCUUGAUUCAUCAUCUGAAAUGGAAAAUAAAAAUACAGAAGUUUUAGUUGUCUCUACAUCGCAUAAAGACUUCAUUGGCAAUGAAACUCAGAAAGAAAAUACAGAUGAUAGUUGGACUUCAUCAACUAGCACUAAGAAUUGUUCAUCAGAUACGGUUGCAGAGAAGUCAGUGCUUGCUGAGACAGUUCUUUAUAAUGAUGCUGAUACUGAAGUCUCUACUUUGGAAAGCAUGGAUAAUUCCUCGGUUACUGAAAAGGAAAAGGCUGGCCUUGUUAUAUCCUGUCAAUCUACAUGCAAGAGCAACCAGUUAGAUUUAUCCACUUGUGGUGAUUCAGAAGUGGAUCUGACAUUGCUCAGUUUAUCACUUGAUAAAGUAGGGGUAAAAGGGAGAGAAGAUAAAAGUAGCUCUGAAAAUUAUGACAUUAAUUCAUCAGGUGAGAUUCCAGCAUUCAUUCCAAAUGAUGCCUCUUCAUCCAAUACCGAUAAUUGUAAUAAAUCUGAACUAGCGGAUUCUGCAGUCAGUCAAUUCUCAAUGAGUUCUACUGUUGGACCAUCUAAGGGUCAGGUGGAAGACAAUACUGGUGUCAGUGGAAAUAAUAUUUUGCUCGAUGAUAUAUGUAGUUCCGAAGAAAAUUCUGACCCUAAUUUUUUCAAAGAGCUUAUUGGAUCAGAGGAUUUCUGUAGAUUUGGCGAGGUUAUAUCACCAGCAGGCUCUGGUGAAAAUCAACCAUCAUCUGGCAUACGCUGCUUGGAGAUGGAUCCAUCAGCUAUCGAGAUUCAGGAAGAUUCACUCGUGACAGCUCCUGCUGCUGCUAAUCUAGAGAAGCAUUCAUAUAAUCCAUAUUUAUGGACUCCAGUGGAAAUUGAGAUUGCAUCAGGAAAUGCAGAAUGCACAACUGUUGAACAUAAUUUAAAAUUAAGGAGUGCAUAUGUGGAUGUAAAGGAUUAUGCAGGGACAAAGGAUUCAAGCGGAGAACCCCAGGUUACCAGUUACAACAGGCUGUUUAUGGGCACAGUUGACUAUAUAUGGUGCUCUGAAGAUCUCCAGACUGUUAAAGUGCUGGAUACAAUCCCUAAACAUGUUUUGCAACAGACUCCAGGCUUCCCCACCAAGAAAUGGGGGAGCGACCAUAUUGCCUUGGCUUGCCAAUUGGCAUUUACAAAGGACUUAAAGACUAAAUAGAUUCGGUGCGUAAUAAUGCAUAUGAUAUUUAUUUUGCCGUAGGAUUGUAUGCUGUUGCCACAAAUGGAUAAGCUGUUAUUGUUGUUUAUUUUGUUUAUUAUAUACAUCAAGCAUGUGAGCAAGUGUAUAUAAUUCAGUCUCGAGAAGACAUAACAGGUUUCAUCCCUUUUUUUAAAUGUCCCUAAUUUUCUUAUCUUUGUUCUAAAUGGUUUUUUUUU
Phoenix dactylifera (date palm) is the source of this 3329-nucleotide messenger RNA. Its product is annotated as DNAse I-like superfamily protein. Gene Ontology annotation, molecular function: 3'-5'-RNA exonuclease activity. NCBI's taxonomy places the organism in Eukaryota, Viridiplantae, Streptophyta, Magnoliopsida, Arecales, Arecaceae. The record is from RefSeq and is a predicted model, not a curated record.